UGCGCGUUUCGGCUACAGUUGGUAUUGGAACAGUUUCCGGUGCCAUACAAUUCUGAAUGGACUCAUUGGACUACUCCGGUAUCUCAGCCCUCGGGAGGCCGGAGCAGCGUAAAAUCUUUUGGACAAGGAGUACGAAGUGAUUGGAUCCUUGUGUGCGCGCGUUGGUUGCCAUCGCAACGAAAGCACAGAACCAGAGACGAGAGCGAUGGUUGUUCUUCACCUUGGCCAUCGCUGCAUCUGGCAAAUUGCCCGAGGUGGACCGAGAGGCAAUCAAAUCCAUCAAUGUCAGGAUCACUUGUCGAAGGAGCUGCAAGGAAGGUCGCCCUGAUUAUGGGCAUCGCCAACCAGCGCUCAAUCGCAAUGGGUUGCAUGGAAACAUUUCUGCGGAAGGGUGACUGGGAUGUGAUACUGACCGUUCAAAACGAACGAAACCAAUCCAAGCUACGAAAACUUCUCGAAGGCAGGAGUCACAACGGCGGUGGCGGAGGAGGCAGGAUAUUGGGAGAAUUCAUUUGUGACGUCACCGAUCCAAGGUCCACCGACUUGUUUUUUCACGAAUGUUUGCCGGAGGCUCUCGACCGGUCGGAUCGAACCCUCCGAUCGGUGAUUCAUUCCAUUGCCUUUGCCCCCGAUCUGCGAAAGCCCUUGCUGGAAACCAACCGCGAAUCCUUUCUAAACGCCCACGAAAUUUCUGCGUAUUCGCUGAUUCAGGUCGCCAGAGAAUCAAUUCCGUACCUCGGAAGGAAUGGUCGUCAAGACGUCGUAGUAAACGAAAGCGAUAGCAGCAGUGCGAGUGGCAGCAUUACAACACUGUCCUAUCUGGGUGCCGAUCGAGCCAUCCCGGGCUACCACUCGAUGGGUCCUGCGAAGGCUAGCUUGGAGAGCACCGUUCGUGGGUUGGCAUUGGAAUUGGGCCAGCACAGAACAACGAGCGGGCCGAUUGUCCGAGUCAAUGCCGUCCGGGCCGGACCGAUCCCAACACUCUCCAGCAAGGGAGGGAUUCAAAACUUUGAGCGCAUGCGUUGCGAUGUGCAACGCACGGCACCCCUUGGCAAUGUAUCGGUCUCGCAAGUGGCUGCAACGGUCUAUCACGUGGCUGCCGAAGCAGACGGCAUGACGGGACAAACGAUCGAAGUAGACGGGGGUUAYUCGGUGGUGGCGGGGCCACCUGUACUGCCAACUGAUAAYGCAUGAAUCAUUGGCUACCCAUAAGAUUGAGCCGCGCGAAGAUUGGGCUAGACACGCAUACAACGAUGCCCAAUGCAAUAUAGAAAUUGGAAGACU
Messenger RNA from Pseudo-nitzschia multistriata, 1284 nucleotides. Lineage: Eukaryota; Bacillariophyta; Bacillariophyceae; Bacillariales; Bacillariaceae. The record is from the annotation of a GenBank genome assembly.